This is a messenger RNA of Hemisphaericaspora subhashii, 1302 nucleotides long. RefSeq lists its product as uncharacterized. The record is from RefSeq and is a predicted model, not a curated record. The coding region runs from base 1 to 1302 and encodes 433 amino acids. Gene Ontology annotation, cellular component: multivesicular body. The transcript has a single exon. NCBI's taxonomy places the organism in Eukaryota, Fungi, Ascomycota, Pichiomycetes, Serinales, Debaryomycetaceae. Gene Ontology annotation, biological process: late endosome to vacuole transport via multivesicular body sorting pathway.
AUGACAAUUACACUUGAAUCAAUACCAGAAGAACUCAAAACAGAUAAGCAGGUGACUCCAUUCAUCAUCCGAUCAUUGGAAUUAUCUCAACCAAAUCCAAUAAUUUCAUAUUAUUGUAAGAUUUAUGUCCUUGAAUAUAUUUUAGAUAAUAAAUUACAUACAAAAUCAAAAGAAAUUGAAACAUUCACAAUCUUGUUAUUAGAUGAGACUGAAUCAAUUAAGAAAUCAACCGAAGAUGAAGAAUUACAUAAAGUAUUACAAAAUCUGAAUUUAUCUAUUCAGAUUGUUAUUUCAUUUAGUUAUAAAUUAUUCAAUUCUUGUCUUGAGAAUUUAAAUAAUUUAACCAGAUCAACUAAUAAAGAUGCCUUGAUUGGGAAAUUUAGAGCUACUUUGAAUUUCUUAAGUUUAGUUUCGGUAUUUAAAGGUGCUGAAGGGAUUGAUUGGGGGAAAUUAAGUGGUGGUAAGGCUGAAAAUUGGCAAGAUUUUGACGCAUUGAAUAAACAAAAGAUUAAGGUUUUGAAAUAUCAAUUAUCAAGAUUGAUUAAAGGAGAGGUUGAAUAUAAAGGUGAGCCAAAUGAUCAAGAAUUGGAAGAUGAAUUAAAUAAAGAAUUGGGAGAGAUAACCGGUAAGGAUACUGAAGUCGGCGUAGACGACAUAGAAAAUGAAGAUGAGGAUGAAACUAACAAGGGAGAUGGUGAUUAUCAUUCUGAUCAUGAUGAUGGCGAUGACGGGGGAUUUAAAAUGCCAGGUGCUCCAAGCUCUGCUCCCGCAAAUGAUCUACCAAAUUUCAUCGAUCUCGAGGAUGAACCACCAAAACUUCCACAAACCCCUGAUUUCGUUGAUGAAAAAGAAGAAACCGAUGUCAAUUUACCAGGUGCCCCUCAUUUUGCUCCUUCUGAUUCCGAAAAUGAAACUGAUCUGGUGAAAUUACCAGGUGCUCCAAAAUAUUUACCUGAUGAUGAUAUUACCCAUAUUAACAAAAGUUCUUCCAUCCAGGUCUUCCCACCCGAGCAUCACCAGUCACCUAGAGAGUCUAGGUCUAGUGGCCAUCAACAGCGUUCUCCUCCUCCAGCAGUAAGACGUUCUUCAGCUUCGAGACAUCCUCCAAUUACAAAAGAAACAAUCAAACAGAUUUUAAAUCGUGAUGAAACAAUUUCUCAAGUCCAAAAACAUGCGAAAUUUGCUCAAUCUGCAUUACAAUUUGAAGAUUUUGAAGAAGCGGAGAAACAAUUGACAAAAGGGUUGGAAUUGUUGCAAGUAUUAAGAAAGCAAGAAGCAGAGGAAGAUGAGAGAUAUAGAUAA